AUCAAGCUUUUUACUCCGCAUCUAUCUGUGGGGUUCUUCUUGCAUUCGAGUCCACCCUUUAGAUUUCCUGAAAAUAAAAAUCCGACCUUGCACUGCAGAAAUUACAGAGCUUCCAGCCCCAGCCCCCGAGGGUCCGAAUCGGAUUCCCUUGUUCUAUCAGCAAACUUGAAAGGUUAGAGCUCAGAUUUACUGGACUGAUAGGCAUGGCUUCCAAGCGGAUCUUGAAGGAGCUCAAGGAUCUGCAGAAAGACCCUCCCACUUCUUGCAGUGCUGGUCCUGUUGCUGAGGACAUGUUUCAUUGGCAAGCAACAAUCAUGGGCCCGCCAGAGAGCCCUUACACUGGUGGAGUUUUCUUGGUCACCAUCCAUUUCCCACCUGAUUACCCAUUCAAGCCACCAAAGGUGGCAUUCAAGACAAAGGUUUUCCACCCGAACAUAAACAGCAAUGGGAGCAUAUGCCUUGACAUCUUGAAGGAGCAGUGGAGUCCUGCACUCACAAUUUCCAAGGUGCUGCUUUCAAUCUGCUCUCUCUUGACCGACCCAAAUCCGGAUGAUCCGUUGGUGCCCGAGAUAGCACAGAUGUACAAGACAGACAGGAACAAAUAUGAGACUACAGCAAGGAGCUGGACUCAGAAGUAUGCCAUGGGCUAAUAAAAGUCCUACUUUGCAAAUCCUGUUUUAAUUGUGCCCUAUUAUCAACUAUUUAUCUGUUUAAUCUGAAAAUUGCAAUGGGCUAUGGAUGUGUCCUAAGUCCUAACCCUUAAGUGGGGAGUGGAGAAAAACAUUUUCUCACUUUAUAUUGUGUUCAAUGAAUGAACUGAGGAUUUGCCCUUUAUCUCCCAUUAAUUAUCAAUAUGAAGCAGGUCGAAAUUAAAUAAAAACAUACCCAAAUG
Molecule: messenger RNA, 892 nt
Organism: Cuscuta campestris
Lineage: Eukaryota; Viridiplantae; Streptophyta; Magnoliopsida; Solanales; Convolvulaceae
Source: the annotation of a GenBank genome assembly